AUGGCUCAUUAUGACUCAUUGGAGGACAAGUACUCUGUGGAUAUUCACGACAACCCACCGCUCCCCGAUAACGUGGUGAAAGAGGAGAACAACACGGUGUAUUUCAUCUACGAUGAAGAGGUAGAGGAGGAGGAGAAAGAGGAGCCCCCCCCACCAGAGCCAGUAAAGCCGGUUAAUGACAGACCUCACAAGUUCAGGGACCACUACUGCAAGAAGCCAAAGUUCUGUGAUGUCUGUGCACGAAUGAUUGUUUUCAACAACAAAUUUGCUUUGCGAUGUAAAAACUGUAAGACCAACAUCCACCACCAGUGUCAGUCCUAUGUGGAGUUUCAAAGAUGCUUUGGCAAAAUUCCUCCUGGUUUCAGGAGGGCCUACAGCUCUCCUCUGUACAGCAGUCAGCAGAACGCCACAGUCUCACAGCUGCUGCCCUUCUCACAGUCCAACCGCACUGACCCUGUGUUUGAGACGCUGCGUGUCGGCGUCAUCAUGGCCAACAAGGAACGCAAGAAAGGAUCGGGGGACAAAAAGAAUGUAAUGAUGAUGGAAGAGGAAGAGCCACACCCCAAACAAAUGGAGGAAGGAAGGGAAGGAGGAAAUGCAGAGGGAGACAAGAAGGGAGACAAAGCUGCUAAUGAUGACAAGAGUAAAAAGCCCCAGCCCGGGAAGAUCGGUGUGUUUUGUCAGUCUCACUACUACCUGGCUCUCUAUCGUUUCAAGGCCAUAGAGAAAGAUGACCUGGACCUUCAUGCUGGGGACCGUAUCACAGUGAUUGAUGACUCCAAUGAGGAAUGGUGGAGGGGUAAGAUAGGAGAGAGGACAGGCUUCCUCCCUGCAAACUACAUCAUCCGAGUGCGAGCAGGAGAGAGGGUCUACAAGGUGACACGCUCCUUUGUGGGGAACCGAGAGAUGGGCCAAAUUACUUUAAAGAAAGACCAGAUUGUAGUGAAGAAGGGAGAGGAAAUGAAUGGCUAUCUGAAGGUUAGCACAGGACGCAAGCUGGGUUUCUUUCCUGCUGACCUGCUCCAAGAGAUCUGA
This is a messenger RNA of Lampris incognitus (smalleye Pacific opah), 1035 nucleotides long. Its product is annotated as SH3 and cysteine-rich domain-containing protein 3-like. NCBI's taxonomy places the organism in Eukaryota, Metazoa, Chordata, Actinopteri, Lampriformes, Lampridae. Gene Ontology annotation, biological process: skeletal muscle contraction; positive regulation of protein localization to plasma membrane; positive regulation of voltage-gated calcium channel activity. The transcript has 12 exons. The record is from RefSeq and is a predicted model, not a curated record. Bases 1 to 1035 code for a protein of 344 amino acids. Gene Ontology annotation, cellular component: extrinsic component of cytoplasmic side of plasma membrane. Gene Ontology annotation, molecular function: protein binding.